UUCUUCUUCAAAAAAGUGCAAACCCGUCCAAAACUUCUGCCAUGUUCUCACUGGACGGUGAGAGUCUGAAGCAUCUCUCUCUUGAGGUGCAUAACAUCCUUCCAUGAUGAACAGCACCAAGAAUGGCACAGCGGUGGAGGGUUCGGGUGCCAGCGGGACAAUGGUGCUCGAGUCGGCCUCAAUCAUAGUUAUUGCUUUGCUCAUCUGCUUAGGAAAUCUGCUUGUUGUUGUGACACUUUAUAAGAAGCCCUACCUGCUGACACCUAGCAACAAGUUUGUGUUCAGCCUGACCUUGUCCAACCUGCUUCUGUCAGUGCUCACUCUCCCUUUUGUGGUAGCCAGCUCUCUGCAGCGAGAAUGGAUGUUUGGGGUGGUGUGGUGCAACUUCACAGCCUUGCUUUAUCUGCUUGUUAGUGCCGCUAGCAUGCUCACGCUAGGAGCCAUUGCCAUUGACAGGUACUAUGCUGUAUUAUACCCUAUGAUCUACCCAAUGAAGAUCACAGGAAAUCGGGCCACAGUGGCCAUUGUUUACAUUUGGCUUCACUCUUUAGUGGGCUGCCUGCCGCCACUUUUUGGUUGGUCGGCGUUUGAGUUUGAUAACUUCAAGUGGACCUGCACAGCAGCCUGGCACAAGGAAGUUGGCUAUACAUCUUUCUGGGUCACUUGGUGCUGCUUGCUUCCUCUGGCGGCUAUGCUAGUGUGCUACAGUGUUAUUUUCCGUGUAGCUCGUAUCAAAGCACGUAAGGUGUAUUGUGGGACUGUGGUGGUUGCCCAGGAGGAGUCUGGCAUGCAGAAGAAUGGUCGCAAGAACUCCAACACCUCCACCUCUUCUAACAGCAGCCGCAAGAGCCUCAUAUACUCAGGCAACCAGUGCAAAGCUUUCAUCACCAUCCUGGUGGUGAUGGGGACAUUCUUGGCUACCUGGGGGCCCUAUGUGGUAGUGAUUGGAACUGAGGCAUUGUGGGGAAAAGGUAGUGUUUCUCCACAGGUGGAGACUCUAGCAUCCUGGCUGUCUUUUACCAGUGCAGCAUGCCACCCAUUAAUCUAUGGACUAUGGAACAAAACCGUGCGUAAGGAGCUGCUGGGUAUGUGCUUCGGGGACCGCUACUACCGAGAGUCAUUCGUCACACGUCACAGGACGUCACGACUCUUCAGCAUCUCAAACCGGAUCACUGAUCUGGGGAUGUCUCCACACCUGACAGCAAUGCUAGUUGGAGGAGGGCAACUCUUAAGGCCUGGCAGUAGCACUGGUGAUACUGGGUUCAGUUAUACUCAAGACUCAGCUACAGACAUCAUGCUACUGGAUAACUACUCAUCUGACACUUCGCAUUUCACACACUGCAAUAGCUUUAAAAGAAGAAGCUCCGUCACAUUUGAGGACCAAGUAGAACAACCUCGUAAAAGUGACUUCCCAACAGUCCAAGUUACUGCCGAUGUCCAUAAGUCCCUUGACAGCUUUGCAUACUGUCUGGCAAAGGUCAUAGAGAAUGAUGCCAAGCUGCAGCUGUUUGGGGAGAGCACGCCAAUUCCUAGCAGUUUAUUGAUAGCACGCAACACACAGAGAGGACCACGGUAUCUAGAUGGACAGAGACUUAGAAUGGAGAGCAUUGAUGAAGGAAUAGUCAAAGAUGAUGAAGAUGAAGAAAAUGUCCAUGAUGGAUUUGUCUGAUGGUAUAUACACUGCACUUUAAGUGUACACUGUGCACUAUGCUGCCUUGUUUGGUACAGAGUCUUAUUAAGGUACUCAACCAUCCAUUUAAAAAUGUGGGUUAUUAUUUAUGUAAUUGAUAAAUAUAGGAACCAUGAGCUGGUUAAAGACUUGCAUAAAGGAGACUGAGACCUGUGUGGACAAAGUUAAAUGUACUGUAAUGGAGAUGCCCCUUUAUAGCAAAAUGGGGGGAGAGAUUUGUUUGUAUUGUUUUAAGAUAACUAAGCUGUGUUUGUGCACAGGCGGCACGUAAAAUAGGUACAACUUAGACAGUUGUAAUCAGUACUUUGUCAAGGUGCCUUUUUUUGUUGUUUGUUUUUGUUUUUUUUUUUUGCAAGGAAGCCAUAACCACUAUAUUGAGUACCUGUGAUGUCUGUGGGGAAUAAUUAGUGCUGGGAGCCUUAAAUAUUAUUCUAUACAUGUUUUCCUUUGUAUAAUUUACUUUGUAUGAAGAUGGUGGGUUUUAAAACAAAGGAAUCUUGUAUUCCUGUUUUAUGCUGAGAAAGUUAGUCUGGUGGCAGUAUGCCAUGAUGUUUCUAAUGUAAAAAACAGUUAACGUGGUGCAUUAUAAUCAGUAUUAUGAGCAGUUGUUUAUAUGCUAGUAUUCAUUCUCAAUCCACGAGGCUUAUCCAGCUCUGCCUCCUGUGACGUGAUGUCUUUGUUGAAACAGGCUGGGACUCAUUGCAUUAGGAACUUCUCCAGUAGUAUUGAGAUGCAAGAACAGCAAUGUUGUGUCUUUAUUAGUACAGUUGCACUUAAAUGAUAUGUGCUGUCUUGAGGUAAGGUUCCUUUUCUCCUGCUACUGUUAGAAUAAGGAAACUGUUCCACUGACCUGCAAAUUGUCCAAUUGAACAAAGAAUAGUUUACAAUUUAGUCUGAGAAUUC
Molecule: messenger RNA, 2593 nt
Organism: Ictalurus furcatus (blue catfish)
Lineage: Eukaryota; Metazoa; Chordata; Actinopteri; Siluriformes; Ictaluridae
Gene: gpr161b
Product: G protein-coupled receptor 161a
Exons: 6
Coding region: 104-1669 (521 amino acids)
Biological process (GO): G protein-coupled receptor signaling pathway
Cellular component (GO): recycling endosome; membrane
Molecular function (GO): G protein-coupled receptor activity
Source: RefSeq, a predicted model, not a curated record